AUGCCAGAAGAAGGAAUUGACUUGUCACCACCAUCACAGCUUCUAAUUAGUUUUGAAAUUGCCCAUUUAUCAACUCUCUUCGUAUCAGAAGGAGUGACAAAGUUUUGGCUCACCGGUGGAGAGCCGACGCCAUUGGCAAGCUUUCGCCAGAAUGGAUUACGGGAAUUAUGCGUCGCAACGAAUGGUAUAUUCCUCCCGCGGAUGCUGGAUCCGAUGCUUGAGGCCGGUUUGACUGGCAUAAACCUGAGCAUGGAUACGCUGGAUCCAUUCCAAUUUGAGACCAUGACAAGGAAAACUAGCAAAGGGCUUGAAGGUGUUAUGAAGAGCAUCGACCGGAUCCUGCAAAUGAAGGAGUUACAAGUAAAUGACGAUAGGAUCACCGUGGAUCGCGAACUCCUGGAUCUUAUAGAAUAUGCCGUCAAGCGGAAGAAAGCAAAGCAUGCCGGCAUGACGGAGCUGGCAAGUAUGAAUAGACCGCUGAUCUUUAUCGGUGUUUAG
Messenger RNA from Talaromyces stipitatus ATCC 10500, 498 nucleotides. Its product is annotated as molybdenum cofactor biosynthesis protein A, putative. The transcript has 2 exons. Gene Ontology annotation, molecular function: cyclic pyranopterin monophosphate synthase activity; GTP 3',8'-cyclase activity; iron-sulfur cluster binding. The record is from RefSeq and is a predicted model, not a curated record. The coding region runs from base 1 to 498 and encodes 165 amino acids. Gene Ontology annotation, biological process: Mo-molybdopterin cofactor biosynthetic process. Lineage: Eukaryota; Fungi; Ascomycota; Eurotiomycetes; Eurotiales; Trichocomaceae.